Molecule: messenger RNA, 6841 nt
Organism: Chelmon rostratus (copperband butterflyfish)
Lineage: Eukaryota; Metazoa; Chordata; Actinopteri; Chaetodontiformes; Chaetodontidae
Product: RING finger protein 150-like
Exons: 6
Coding region: 477-1817 (446 amino acids)
Source: RefSeq, a predicted model, not a curated record
UCAAAACAAUGCAGUUUAGGUGGCCUGCAGUGCUUAGCUAGCUUUAAAUAUUCUCCACUUUAACUGCUAACUUUGUCGAAAAGUGAACCCACUGCCGGGUGUUUUCCUUCGGCGAGGUGAAGUCGCGUCGUCCGCGCGUUUGAUUUUGCCCACUGCUGUUUCUGCGUGUGGGCUUUUCCCGUGGGUCGUUUUGUUUUGUUCUCGGUGACGGUUGGGAAUGGAAACGGCUAAUAGGCGUCUGCUGCUAGGUAGCCUGAGAGCGCCGGUGGGAAGCGGCUGAAAACACGAAAAUAACACGGGAGGAAUUAAAGAAGGGAGCGGGCGAAAGGGGCUGGGCGUCGAAAUUAUAACGAAAGGCCGAUUAAGUAACCUCCUGCUCAGCCCACUGAUAACAUGGUGGAGUAGGCGUCUGCAGUGUAGACGCUAUCGGGCUCCUCCGACCGACCGACGGUUCGCUAUCACCUCGGAGGAUCACCAUGGCCCCGGGCUCUCUUGUGGCGGCCUGCCGCAGCCUGGCCCUCUCUACGUGGCUGCUCUCCUUCUGCUUCGUCCACCUGCUGUGCCUGGACUUUACCGUGGCCGAGCGGGAGGAGUGGUACACCGCCUUCGUCAACAUCACCUACGUGGACCCGGCCACCUCGGAGCUCCGCACCGAGAAGACGGAGUGCGGUCGGUAUGGGGAGCACUCGCCGAAGCGGGACGCCAAGGGGGUGGUGGUCCUUCCCGCCGCCCCGCACGACCGCCAGGCCUGCGACCCCAACACCCGGUUCGCCGUGCCCGCACAGGCCGGGGCCUGGAUAGCGCUGAUCGCCCGGGGCAACUGCACCUACAAGGACAAGAUCCGCCACGCCGCAGCCCACAACGCCUCAGCGGUGGUCAUCUUCAACGUGGGGUCCACUAAUGCUAACGACACCAUCACGAUGCCUCAUCCAGGCACGGGCGAGGUGGUCGCCAUCAUGAUCCCGGAGCCAAAAGGCCGAGAGGUCGCGUCGCUGCUGGAGCGCAACGUGACGGUCACCAUGACGAUCACCAUCGGGACGAGGAACCUGCAGAAAUACGUCAGCAGGACGUCGGUGGUGUUCGUUUCCAUCUCCUUCAUCGUGCUGAUGAUCAUCUCUCUCGCCUGGCUCGUCUUCUACUACAUCCAGAGGUUCAGAUACGCCAACGCACGAGACAGGAACCAGCGUCGUCUCGGCGACGCGGCGAAGAAGGCCAUCAGCAAGCUCCAAGUUCGCACCAUCAGGAAGGGCGACCAGGAGACCGAGGCCGACUUCGACAACUGCGCCGUCUGCAUCGAAGGGUACAAGGCCAACGACGUGGUCCGCAUACUGCCCUGCAGACAUUUAUUCCAUAAGAGCUGUGUGGAUCCGUGGCUGCUGGACCAUCGUACGUGUCCCAUGUGCAAGAUGAACAUCCUCAAAGCUCUGGGCAUCGCUCUGAACGCAGAUUGUCUGGACGACCUGCCGCUGGACUACGACCUGGCCCUGGGCGGUGUUGGCGGGGGCGGGGUGGGCGGAGUCGGAGCUUUGGCCCUGGAGGCCGUGGUGUCCGGGGCGUCCAGUGAUGGCACGCUGAGCGAGGGCGGCUCCUCGGUGGUGCUGGACCCCGGUGUGCGACGGGUGGGGCUCCCACAGGACUACCAGGACCCUGACACCCUGAGAGACAGCCCAGUGACAGCCACCACCGACACACACACAGGUGAGCUGCAGCCAAUGGCGAGCAGCGCCUCAGUGGCGUCCUUGGUCAUCACCGUGGAAACAGGUCUCUCGGAUGAGGAGGGGUCCAUGGAGCAGUCUCAGCUGGGGGACAAGUCCUGAGAGGAACCCAACAGAACCAAACCAGAACCCCGGGCCAAGACGGACUCCGAUCAGGUUCAGAUUUUUAACACACUUCAGAGGACCCUUCAGUUCUGAAGUACCACCUGACUGAAACCAGAUCUGAUCCAAACCUGACUGCAGUCAUGACCCAGGACCUGGUUCUGGUUCUGACUGGUUCCUAGUGGAACCAGCACCAGUGUUUGACUGGACCUGUGUAAAACAAAACUUUGCGAAACCAAACCAACUUGUCUGGACUCCAGGUGGACUCAGGCCUGGCUAGAAGCGGGGUCUAGACUUUGUUUUAACAUAGUGGACCUCAGAUCAAUAAAUGUUUGUUUUGGUUCUAAUCUGGAAUCAAAGGAAACUCACCAACCUUGUUUGGCUUUGUUUUUAGUCUCCGCUGGGGGGGUUGGACCCGGACCCGACCUGGGCUGACACGGCUGUUAUCCAGUGUGUUCACCUUGGUCUGACCACUGACUCCUCUGUUUAAGAUGGUGUUUUUUUUUCCAAGUUUAAACCAGGAGAACUCGGUCAGCUGUCGCUUUGUGCAGACGUGUUAAUCAGCCUCAGUUCUCUGUUUCCACAAAGAUGACCCAGCGUCUCGGUUCUGUCCACCUGUCUUUACUUCUGUCAAACUUCCACAGUGGCAGGAGUUCAAAUAUAAAUCCAGUCCUUCAUUUCAGAUGUUCAUCUCCUGACUCGAUGGACUUUCGAGACCAGACUCACCUCAGAACACAGGAAACAGGGUAAAACCUGAGAGAGCCGACUGACGAAAGAGGAAAUAUUCUCCUUCAUCAGCUGAUCUGGAGGAUUGUGAUGGAUGGAGGUUUUUUAAAGUUUCUGUGAGCUACCCAGACCAGGAAUCUAGAUUUACCUGCGUAUUUCUACCUACAUUACUUCAGUGAGGUGUGCUCUUGUCUGAAAUCGUCUGUUACCUGGUUUUCCAGGUAGAGACACAACAAAGAAACAAACUGGAUGGGACACGUCACCGGGACGACUCGCUUUGUGUCCUGCUCCCGGUUCUCGGAAGAUUUAAUCUCUGGUUAAUUUAGCUCAUGUUGAUUUGCCUGCCGACAUGCCAGGCGCCGCAUGUGUGUGACGACUGCAGUUACAUUUCGGAAAGGACGACUUUUAUUUUGAAAGGACACGCCAGCUGCUCUGGGCAGCGGAGCCGCUUUGUUUAUUUUUUUAGUGUUUUGCUAAAAAGGUGUUACAGCUACAGUUUGACCGCAGUAUUGAACAGCAACGACAAACAGUGUUUUCUUCUUUCUCUUCCUGCCUCUCUGUAUAAUUCUUUACAACUCCAGCAGCGUCUGGUUUGGACGCUUUCUGUCCUGGUUCCAAACAGGGUUCCCGUGUGCGUUUGGAAAACUGCUGACCAGGACCGAUCCUCUGGACUGAACAGAUUAUUAUAGAGUGUGAGAAAGUUUCACGACAACACCUCAUGCACAUUUUGUAUUAAAAGGUAUGAAACUCGUAACGAAUCCUAGACCAGAGGAAGCAUUUAGAGAAAACAGCGCCACCAUGAUGGAGAAGAGUUUCCAGCUGCAGCGCCACCUGUCCCCUUCUUUAAAUACUUUCUCUGUUCAUCUGUAACGCCGGGCAGACACUGCAUGUUUUUCUUUAACGCAGCGGUUGACUGACCGCAGCGUGGCGUUCAGGCGUCUAAUGAGGUCAAACGAGACGACCGCCUGCUCGACAUCGGCUGGUUUUCCGUCUGAGCGUCACCAAAUCUGAAAAGGAUUUUAAAGAAAUAGGGAGAAAGCAGGAAUUAAUGUGUUUCCAUCCACAGUUAAGUGAUUAUUAAGAAAACAAGAUGAAAAUAUGACGUUUGUGUUUGUUUCUUGUGUUAAUUGGAGGAAGAUUAGAGUCUCCUCAUCGAUCCACACGGACCUGACGAGCUCGUCUGCGGCUGUUUAGCUUUUAUCGAUGCACCAGCCUUCUCAGACGUGUGAAAACUUUUCAACUGUGUAAGAUCUUCUGAUUUUCUGCAUUUCCGUAUUUUUUCUUGUACAAAUUCAACAUGUGCAAUAAAGCAGGUGGAUGGAAAAACACGUGAGGCUGUCAGAAAGAGGUGAAGGCAUCGUUGCUUUGUGCAGCUCUACUUUGAACAAAGUGAGAAAAAGAUAAAACUGACUGAAACGUUAAAUGUUUGGUUCAUUAAUCAGGAAAUCUUAAAAGAUUGGUGAGGUUGAAGUGAGUCGGGGGCUCGUGGUGCAGUGUCUGCCUGGCUGCAGGUGAAGAGUGGACAGGUGUCCUCAGCAGUCUUUCAUCAUGGCCGCCCUCAUGUAGGAACCCUGUCGACAGCGCCGCCUCGUGUUGUUCUGCCGUCCGUCCGGCCGUCCGUCUGCCCGACCACACGUGUCCGUUACCGUGGCCCCAGGCUGCCUUUUUAAAAACACCUUUGACCCUGACAAUCAAGGAUCAGAUCUUUGCUCUGAACUUCAGCAAACCGGAGAAGAAGGGCAUUCGCCGCCGUCACCGUUUCCAGAGUUAAACGCCACCAAAACAAGCUGUGAAAGACGAAAAGUAGGUACCCAAACGUUCAGCAAAGAGCCCCUCCCUGCCAUCGUGUAGUUCAGCUCCAAGCUGAGCGUGUAAAUACAAAACGUGUAUUCCACAGAUUCAGUCCGCCGCGUGGCGCCGCUGACGGUUUGCAGACCGUGGAGGGCCGCGGUCUGCCGCCGGCACCGGGAAGCCUCCAGAAACCACGAGAGAUAAAGAUUGUCGUCUAUUUUGAUACCAGAGGAGACAUUUAUUUUUGUAACGAAGCAAAUGUCCAGCAGCAGAGACUGAUCCCCCUCCCCUCAUUGAUCGGACGGAUUUAAGUGUCGAUCGUUUGUGUCGUUGUACAUACGUGCAGAAUGCGAAAGACCUUGAAGAUAUGAACCGAAACUCUGGAGAGUUCGUCCGUAAACAUUCAGAAUUUGAUUGUUGAUGCAUCCUGAUGAAACCUGAAGCCGUACCGUUUAUUUCCCACCUCUCGUUUGGUGCUAAAACCUUUUGUCCAUCAGUCUAAAUGCUGAAAUCGGUUUUUGAAGAACAGCAUUAAAAUUACAACAUAAAACCAAUUUAUGUCAAGACCUUUGACCGGCCUUCGUGUACAUACUGACUUUGAAAUGGAAGCGAUUUCCAGGAACUAGACUCUAAUUUAAGGCAAACUGUCCUCCAGAAUAAAGAAAAUCCCACAGGGGACAUCCAGCUCUGUCUGUAAAUAAUCAACAGGAAGUCUAAUUGGGUUUUUGUGGUGAAACGUUCGUUUUCUCCCAGAAACCUUCCGGAGCUUCUGUCCCUCCUCACCGUUCAGUAUCAGGUCUGAGGACCAGGUCUCUCUCAGCUCCGUCACUUACUGAGUAUGUAACAAACACUAGUUAAUUGAAACACCUGCUAAGUGGUGCCGAGCGUAUUCACUGUAUUAUAUGAAUGACGAUGAUGGAUCUGUAUGCUUUGUCUUGGCCAAUUUUCAGUGAUUAAUGUUUUAAUUAAAGUCACUUCCUUUGUGCUAUAAGCUUUAUUUUUAAGGGAUUUACUCGUGUUAUUUUCACAGUUGCACUGUUUCAUUCUGUUUUUACGUGACUGCAGAUCCGACGAAAGUACAAACGUCUCCGCGUCCUUUUCUCUCGUUCCUCUGGUGGAGACUGAGGCUGCUGUGGCACGUUGGCCCCCUUUAGCAUCGGAAUCAAACCGUUUUCUCACAGUUACGCUUUUCAAAUUAAAACCAGAAGUAUUGAUUCGGUAUUGGUACGAAAACCUGCGUAUCAGCGCUGGUGAGGAAAAGCUUCCAGCGACAACCAGCCCUGAAAGUGUUCAUGAAUACAGAACGUAGGCCAGAGAUAAACCCGAGGCGUUCCUGCUCUUCCUUCAUAACCUGAAGACGCUUUAACAGCAAAGCUUUAGCGGUAAAUGUAAAGUAGUUGUUCCCAUUAGCCGCUAAUGAAUGAAGGGAAACUUGAAACACUUAAACAGACGAGGAUUCAUUUGGAUGAAAUUGUUUGUGACAAGUUUCCCGCCUUGUAGGACAGAUUUGGACUUUUAAAAUACACGAUUCAACGAAGAAAAUAACAUUGAAGCACUCCAAAUAUGACUGCUGUACUAAUUCAUAAACAUGAGAUUAGGAUGAUAAUUACAUCGUUGUAAUAGAUCCUGUCCCAGAAUCAGGUUUCGGUGAGCUAAUGUGGGACCUUCAUGUCACUGCCAGUAAUGACGUCUGAUUCGUUUGUCUCCCUGGAUGCUGUGUUUUGAUUGGUCGCUCAGCCUCUCUUGUUGAUGCACUUUAAUUGUUUCUCUGGAAGGUUCUGGAUGAGUCUCUUCUUUACUUUUCUGUUUUCUCUUUUCCUCCCUCCUUUUUUUUUUCUCAUCAUGUUUCCUGCUUUGGUUUUUGUUUGUUUUUUCUCUCUUGUCUUCUUUCUUGUCUGCAGAUUUCUUUGUUGAAAAUCCAUCAGAUUGUUUUGUGGGAUGUUGGAAAAAGGAUCUGGGAAGGAAAAUGUUCGCUGGUCCACAUUAAACUACAAAUCAUGUGUAUUUGUAGACCGACUGCCAUAUAAAUCACCAUACAUUGUAAUUUCUCCUGAAGCAGGUGAAUCCUGAGCCACGCGAUCCCUCAGGGAUCAUGGUACGUUUCCAUCUCCACGCUUGUAGGUGGAUUUAUAUACAUUCCAGCACAUAUGCUGGUAUUAAGUUAGCAUUUCGUGACUGCUAUAGACAACAGCAAAGAAAAACUGAAUGAAGAAAGAAACAAACAUUUCAGAUCCUUCCAGAGACAUGGCGAAAGUUGAGAUGAUCCCGUAGCCAUGUUAACCCCUCUGCUACCAUGACAACAGGGUGUGAUACGGUGUCGUGUGUGUUUCUACAAUAUUACUUGUUUUACAGAGCGUCUGUUUGUGUGGUAGUCCUGUGCACGCAAACACAAAAAUAUCUACAUACACGUGUAAAUACAAGGCGGCGUGGCGCCAUGUUGUUUCUGUGUUUCGGUUGUUGCACGUGUUCUGAUUCAGGACAGAAUUUAAAUAAAAUUUUAUUGCAAG